ACGUCAGCCCGACUGCCCACCAACUGCAUCUGUCUGCAUGACCUAGUUUCAAAACGAGGCGCGAACGUGUAAAGUUUGAGCUGGCGGCGUACAUUCCCCUUGGAUUUUGUCAAAUUUAGCAACGUGUUUCAGAUCCGAGUUCCACAGAUGGAUGGUCAUGAUGAAAGAGGGGCUUUGGCAGAGCAGCUGCGAGAGUCGGCAGCUAUUGGGAAUAUGGAAUCUCUGCAGAAACUGGUGAAUCAGGGUGUCGAUGUGAACGAUCAAAACAACAUGAACGGAUGGACAGCUCUUCACUGGGCGGCAACGCGAGGGCAUGCUACAAUAGUUUCCUUCCUUUUAAACCACGGUGCUGAUAAAGAAAUCAAAACAAAUAAAGGAGAAACUGCUGCACAGUUGUCUGAGAACCCAAAUGUAGUCAAAAUGCUUGGAGGUGAACCUUCCCAAGUUUCCAUCAAGAAUGAGCUACCAAUCACACCAAACUACAUUGCAAACCCAGUUUUUCCCUAUGCAACACCACCUGAGCAGAGACCUCCAAGCAGACAAAGCCAUAACCAGCAACAUCAGCCCAGCUCUACCAGAGAUUUACCCGUCACCAAUGGGCCAGUUGAUAAUGAAUUGGUACUUAAAGUUAGGGUGGCCUACACAGAUGAAAAAGAUUUCAUUGAGGUGGAGCUUGAGGAAUCAAACCUGACUUACGAAAGCCUCAUGGAGUUGAUGUGCAAGGAGCUGAAAGUUCAGAGAGAGCUAGUUCACAAGAUACGUAAAAUGCCAGACACCAUUGUAAGGAAGGACAAAGAUGUCAAGAGACUGAAAAACUUCCAGGAACUGGAGCUUGUGUUGACAAAUAAAGCCAUCAGCGCCAGUUCACGUACAUACAAAAUGCCACGACAUGAACAGAUACUUUAUUAAGUAAUUAGGCACGUUAUUUCGAUUUUUCUAUCAAAGUUGUAAUCAAGUUAAUAUUAAAAAUCCGCGUGUUGUUAGAAUAAGAAAACUACCUGAGAACAAAGAGUAUCAAUGAUACAUGUAUGUCAAAAGAUAUGUAGACCAUUAAAGUAGGCAUUUAAGAUUUUUUGUUCAAAACCGGAUUUAGAUAUAAGAAGAGGCAGUAGGAUUGAAAAAUCAAAUAUUUGUGGGACUUGUGUGGCAGAGGGAACAGUAAUUAGAAAUCCCAUUUGAAAUUAUAUUUAUUAUUUAAGCUACAGUAAAUUAAGUCAUUAACAUUACAAAUAUAUUAAACAAAGUUAUCCAGUUUAAAUAAUUUUCAGUGAAUAUUUUUGUACUUAAAGACUUAUGAAGUCAAAAAAGCAGUACUGUUACAAGUAGUCAAUAAGUUGCAUGGUGCUUUGUUCUCCAGAACAAAGGUCGUAGAUGAACCUUGACACAAUUUGUUGAAAUUUAAGAGACCAUAUUUGGGAUUUGUCUGGGGGUGGAAAUUUUUCUUGCACCUGCAUCACAUGCUUGAUACUAACCUACUUUUAAUUACCCUAUCCAAUUUCAACCUUUCCCUUCUCUUGGUACAAAAAAAUGAGGUUGCCUUGUCUACCUGAUGAUGGUAUAAAAUUACUAAAGAACAGCACCAUUAUUUUUCAUCAUUGAUAGAUUAAAGGACAUAACACGCAUUUGAGGAAUUUGCAUAUCAACAUCAUAAAAAAAAAAAAACUUCAAGAAAAUAUAUCAUGCAUUUUCUCUAUAAGUAAGUUUGAAAUGAUAUAUAUAUCCUGGUGCUUCUGUAUAAUGGUGGGGGUCUAUUGGAGAAGGUAAAACUGAAUAUACAAAUUUUGUAUAUGUGUAUGUAUGUUUAUUUACAUAUCAAAUCGGGAUUGCAGUCUAUCCAAGAACAAUAAUUGGUAUAAUGAAGUGACCUUUCAUGCUUAUUUUUUGUAUGGUGCCGUCUUGCAGGUGAAAGGGAAUACUCUAUAAGGUUAUGUACCAUAAUGAUAUGUUUUCAAGGUGAAAAGUGUAAGUUGAUAUAUACUACGUAUCAAAGUAUUCACAAAAAGUCAUAUUUGUUAUGUUCAAAGGAUCAUGUUGUACAUUUUAAGAUUGAAAAUAAUUGUUGCGAAUGGUUUCUGCUUGUACCAGUAUGUCUAGGAUUAAGUAUUUUUGUUUCAUUUAUUGAAGCCAGUAUUUUUCAAGUUUACAGGCAUAUAAAAAUCUUGGUAAUAUUUAUAUCAGAAAUAUGGGAAGGGUAUUUGCAAAGAUUUUUAUUAUUUUUAAGCUUUUAUCAGACUGUUAUAAACAGUUUUGCUUUUGUUUAAAAUGUAACCAUGUUUUGAAUUAACUGUAAGAUUAGUCUUCCAACAGUAAUCAGCUUUGUAUUCAGUUUGUACCCACUACACAUAUUAACUUGAAUUUUUGCACUUUUUAUAUUUAUUUGUACAAAACAUAAGUCCCAUGUUUUGUUGCAAGAACUAGAAUCUCGCCCAAUUUUGUGGAGUUUAAGUUGGUGCUCUAGUACUUAGGCUAAUUCUAUGAAUUUGUUAAUUUAUAAGCAUUGUUUGUCAGGAGGCACAAUAAAUUCAGAAUUUUAUCUUUUCA
This is a messenger RNA of Lingula anatina, 2541 nucleotides long. Its product is annotated as ankyrin repeat domain-containing protein 40. Gene Ontology annotation, molecular function: protein binding. The record is from RefSeq and is a predicted model, not a curated record. NCBI's taxonomy places the organism in Eukaryota, Metazoa, Brachiopoda, Lingulata, Lingulida, Lingulidae.